AUGGCAGAAGAACUUAAUUACGUGACAGUCAAGUUCAACUCCAACCACUCGCCAAGCGAAGGUGUUAUCUAUGAAGACGUGAGGAGCGAGCAGGUCACGUGGACCCCAGAGAAGCAGGGUGAGGUGGAGGACAUCUACGAUGACGUGAGGAACAAGGAGUCGCCAGCCGACAUGCCGCACAUCUUACAAGGAAAUGUGUCGAAAGUGUUGAAAUCCCGCACGCCCCACACCCUGGCGACGGCCGCUCUGGGCGUCCUUUGCGUGCUCCUCAUGUCCGUCGUCGUGGCGCUCACCCUGCACGUGAACAGCUCGGUGGCCGAGCGGCGGUCCGAUAGCGCCAACUUGACGGCGCAGAACCUGACGGCGCUGGAGCUGGGGGAGCUACGGCGGACGCUCGCCGCCGAGCGGGAACAGCUCAACCGGACGCUGGAGGCAGUCUUCCGCCUGAAGGUCUUCCACGUGGCCAGCCACUGCCCGCAGAAAGUAUUAAGCCUGUGUAAGCCGUGCCCGCUAGGCUGGCUGCUCUUCGGCUCCAAGUGUUACCUCUUCCUGCAUUUGCCCUAUCACGCCCACUGGAAGACGCAGGAGGAAAGCGCGAAUGAUUGCUGCCGCAGGAACGCCAGGCUGCUGACCAUCCAAAGCCAGGAAGAACAGGAAUUCGUCACAAACGAGACGAUGUACUACAACGACGACAAGCACGGCUACUGGAUGGGUCUGACAAAGGACAUCAUCACGGACAAGUGGGAGUGGAGCGACGGACGCGCCCUCAAUCAGACCUUCUGGAGAGAUGAAACCUACUACUACCGCAGCAACCGUUGCGCUUUGACUUCGAAGAAAAAAACGUCGACGUCGCUGCACAACUGGAGCAGAGCCGACUGCUCAAUGAAGAACAGAUACAUCUGCCAAACAGAGGCGUUCCUCGUUUCGGAACUCGGCUAA
Molecule: messenger RNA, 939 nt
Organism: Nerophis lumbriciformis (worm pipefish)
Lineage: Eukaryota; Metazoa; Chordata; Actinopteri; Syngnathiformes; Syngnathidae
Source: RefSeq, a predicted model, not a curated record